UCCUCACUGUACGUUACUGGUGUAUCGGUGAGGUGGAGGCGCCUUUGACUUCUUCCCAAAGAAGUGCCUGUAACGGAUUAUAACGCAGAAUUUCUCUGAAUACUCAGUAUAUCAGGCUUCACCGUGUCACACAUGCUGGUUGUGGUUUGUUCGUACAGCUUUUACAUGUUACUUCUUUGCAGCGCUGCGAAAAAAUGAGUCUGUUGGAAAUCAGCGAGAACGUGAAACUGGCUAGAGAAUAUGCGCUGCUGGGCAACUACAGCUCAGCUGUGGUUUGCUAUGAGGGGGUACUGGAGCAGAUCAAGAAGUACUUAUUUUCAGUACGCGACUCCUCUCUGCAGCAGAAAUGGCAGCAGGUCGGGCAGGAGAUCAGCGAGGAGAGCAAGCACGUGAGGGACAUCAUGAGGACACUGGAGAGUUUCCAGUUGGCGGCUGCCCCUUCCAAGCCGAGCAGUUUCAGCCAAGAGAACGACAUUACACCAGUUCAGGUGGAACAUAGGUCGUCUCCGUGUGCGGUACGGAGGGCCCCAGUGCCGUAUCGAGAAGGUAAACCUCAUGGCAACAGACUGAGUGUUGGCCCUCGCUCCCAGCACCGACAGUCACCACGUAUCCCCAACGGCGACAGAGCAAAACCUCCAAAAGGCAAAGAAAAGAAAGAGAAUGUGUCCAAGCAAAAAGAGGACAAGAACAAACCAGAGGCCUCAGAGACGGAGGUGAAAAAGUUUGACAGAGGAGGAGAAGAUAAAGACCUGAUUGAGACGCUGGAACGAGACAUCAUUUCCCAAAACCCUAAUGUGAAAUGGGAUGACAUAGCUGACCUGGAGGAAGCGAAGAAGCUGCUGAAGGAGGCGGUGGUUCUGCCCAUGUGGAUGCCGGAGUUCUUUAAGGGAAUUCGACGACCAUGGAAGGGCGUGCUGAUGGUGGGGCCCCCAGGCACCGGAAAGACACUGCUGGCAAAAGCUGUUGCCACAGAAUGCAGGACAACCUUCUUUAAUGUUUCCUCUUCCACCCUCACUUCCAAAUACAGAGGGGAGUCUGAGAAACUUGUGCGCCUGCUGUUUGAAAUGGCACGGUUUUACGCUCCGACUACCAUCUUCAUCGAUGAGAUCGACUCUAUGUGCAGCCGCAGAGGAACAUCAGAGGAACAUGAAGCCAGCAGACGCGUCAAAGCGGAACUACUGGUGCAGAUGGACGGUGUUGGAGGAACGUCUGAAAGCGACCCAUCCAAAAUGGUGAUGGUUCUGGCAGCCACUAACUUCCCAUGGGACAUUGAUGAAGCUCUAAGACGCAGGCUAGAAAAAAGAAUUUACAUUCCGUUGCCCUCAGCUAAGGGUCGAGUUGACCUGCUGAAGAUAAAUCUGAAAGAGCUGGAACUGGCUAAUGACGUUGAUAUGGACAAGAUUGCUGAGCAGAUGGAGGGCUAUUCAGGAGCCGACAUCACCAAUGUCUGCAGGGAUGCAUCUCUGAUGGCGAUGAGGCGACGGAUCGAGGGAUUGACCCCUGAGGAGAUCCGCAACAUUUCCAGUGAUGAGAUGCACAUGCCCACAACUAUGGAGGACUUUGAGACAGCUCUGAAGAAAGUGUCAAAGUCCGUCUCGGCUGCCGAUCUGGAGAAGUAUGAGAAGUGGAUCGCCGAAUUUGGCUCUUGCUAACCCAUCCUGAUGCUACCUAUGGGGUAAAAUUUGGAUUCUGUAGUUAUUAAUUUUGAAACCUGUCGACUUUUAGCACUUUGGAAUACUGUGGGCCAAUUUCUGUUGUUUGACUGAAGAAUCCUGUCACUUGGUGGUGGUUUAGCUAUGUCUGAAAUCACGUCCUAUUGGCCAGUUUUAGUUGCUGACUACAGGACCGGUGUGUCAUGCAUUCUGGAGGAAAGGUUCAGCUCUGGGAUCAUCUUCUCUUUGAAGUAGUGUUAUUUAUUGAGAUAUGAAAGCUCCAAACUGAUGUGUGGUCAUUCAGUACUUAGGUUUUGGAAGUGAUGAAACAUGAGAGACCUUCUUUAGAGCAGUGGGUCUUCUGGGAACCAUUUUGAACUGCCUUACUUACACAAGCCUUUCUUCUCUAAAGGUAAUGUCACUACAAUAAAUGAGUAGUCAGUCACUUAGAACCAUGAUUGGUUGUGAUGGUCUCGAUAUACCAAAAAAUGUAAUACUUUUGAAAAUAUCUGAAUAU
This is a messenger RNA of Colossoma macropomum (tambaqui), 2169 nucleotides long. It is a transcript of the gene katna1, whose product is annotated as katanin p60 (ATPase containing) subunit A 1. The record is from RefSeq and is a predicted model, not a curated record. Gene Ontology annotation, molecular function: ATP hydrolysis activity; microtubule binding; microtubule severing ATPase activity. NCBI's taxonomy places the organism in Eukaryota, Metazoa, Chordata, Actinopteri, Characiformes, Serrasalmidae. Gene Ontology annotation, biological process: microtubule severing. The transcript has 11 exons. Gene Ontology annotation, cellular component: microtubule cytoskeleton. Bases 195 to 1652 code for a protein of 485 amino acids.